This is a messenger RNA of Notechis scutatus (mainland tiger snake), 1863 nucleotides long. The record is from RefSeq and is a predicted model, not a curated record. NCBI's taxonomy places the organism in Eukaryota, Metazoa, Chordata, Lepidosauria, Squamata, Elapidae.
CAAUGAAAGGAACUGAGUCCCGAGGCUGCGUAUAAAGGCAGAACUGAUGUUUUAAUUUCAGAUCAGAAAGUUUUUUUUGGAGAGAGAAAUAGAGAGAGAAAGCAAAGGGAUCCUCCCAAGACCAGAGACUUGAGCAUGAAUCUUAGGAUGCCUGCCUGGUUCUGAGCAAUUAAAUUGCAAGCUCUGUGGGAACACGAGGAGCUGAAGCCCCUACCAGGCCUGUGACAUGAUUUUGCCUGAGAAGGAAAGAUGAUUUGGAACAACACCACUAUGGACGGGGAAGGGUUGCUUGUGAAAAGAGAUUCCUGCUUCCGAAUCCUCACCGGCUGCUUCCUCUCCUUGCUGAUCCUUUCCACACUCCUAGGCAACACCCUGGUCUGCGCAGCUGUCAUUAGGUUUCGCCACCUGAGGUCCAAGGUGACCAACUUCUUUGUGAUCUCUUUGGCAGUCUCAGAUCUUUUAGUUGCUGUGUUGGUCAUGCCCUGGAAAGCUGUGGCCGAGAUAGCUGGAUUCUGGCCUUUUGGAUCAUUCUGUAACAUCUGGGUGGCAUUUGAUAUCAUGUGUUCCACAGCCUCCAUCUUAAAUUUGUGUGUCAUUAGUGUGGACAGAUAUUGGGCCAUCUCUAGCCCGUUUAGGUAUGAGAGGAAAAUGACCCCCAGGGCAGCUUUUGUGAUGAUCAGUGUGGCGUGGACCUUGUCUGUGCUGAUUUCCUUCAUCCCUGUACAACUGAACUGGCACAAAGCUAAAACCACAAGCUUUUUAGACUUAAAUGCCAGUUUCCAAGGUGUGGCUAUGGACAACUGUGAUUCCAGUUUGAACAGGAUGUAUGCCAUCUCUUCCUCUCUUAUUAGUUUUUACAUCCCUGUGGCCAUCAUGAUAGUCACCUAUACAAGGAUAUAUAGGAUUGCUCAAAAGCAAAUACGGCGUAUAUCAGCCUUGGAACGAGCAGCCGUGCAUGCUAAGAACUGUCAAACCACCGCUGGCAACAGGAACAGUAUGGAUGGCCAGCACCCAGAAAGCUCCUUCAAAAUGUCCUUCAAGAGAGAGACUAAAGUUUUAAAGACUUUGUCAGUGAUCAUGGGAGUGUUUGUUUGCUGUUGGCUACCCUUCUUCAUCCUGAACUGCAUGGUGCCCUUUUGUGAGCCCAGUAUCUCAUCCCAGGGAGCAGAGCCAUUUUGUAUAAGUUCUGCCACUUUUGACGUUUUUGUUUGGUUCGGAUGGGCCAAUUCUUCCUUGAACCCGAUCAUUUAUGCCUUCAAUGCAGAUUUCCGCAAGGCAUUUUCCACUCUUCUUGGCUGCUAUAGACUCUGUCCUUUCUCCAUUAAUGCGAUAGAGACAGUUAGUAUCAACAAUAAUGGGGGUAUGGGUUUUUCGAGUCAGCUUGAGCCAAGAGGGUCCAGUCCCAAAGAGUGCAAUUUUGUCUAUUUGAUUCCCCAUUCAGUUCUCUGCCCAGAAGAAGAAGACAUGAUGAAAAAAGAAGAGGAGGGGGUAUUCUCUAAAACCUUGGAUAAAAUUUCUCCAACCCUGUCAGGUAUUUUGGAUUUCGAGGCUGAUGUGUCUUUGGAAAAGAUCAAACCAAUCACGCAAAAUGGCCAGCAUAAAACCUGAGGUGGAAAGUUGACUCAUUUAAAAAAAAAAAAGUGGUCAUUCGAGAAAGAUUUUCAACUUUUUUUGUCUGUUUUUAGUAAGAAGGUGUGCUAUUGUGAGAAUCAAAGCCAUCACAUAAAAAUCCAGAGCUUAAUCAGCUGCUGUCUGACAAAAACAUAAAAUUUUAAAAAGAUUUCCACCUUUCAUACAUUGUAUUUAAAGAGUGUUCUAUGUUGUUCAUCUUGAAUGGAAAUGAAUCAAAUAUGUAGGUACGGU